This is a messenger RNA of Xylaria bambusicola, 1815 nucleotides long. RefSeq lists its product as uncharacterized. Bases 347 to 1561 code for a protein of 404 amino acids. Lineage: Eukaryota; Fungi; Ascomycota; Sordariomycetes; Xylariales; Xylariaceae. The record is from RefSeq and is a predicted model, not a curated record. The transcript has 5 exons.
ACGCCACGCCAAGUCAACAGGCCUACGCAACUCACUACGUCUAGGGUGGUCAGAGAGACAACGAUUAAUGUGCUUGCUUGGUUCUAUCAGUCAGUGAUUCAGACCAUUACGGAGUAUAGCGACGAGGUAAACAAAAUAAAGUUGCACCAGGAUGGCAUCAGGCAGACACCUCCCAAGCCACCAGUUUCUAAUUUCUGCACCCCUGGUGGGGCAGCUGGAUUCGGAGCGCCGCCUGUGCUACCUUGUUGAUAUCGCGUCGGUGUGCAGUAUUCAGCUCCAGGUUUCCUUUAAUAACAUCUCAAACCCCCAGAAUUUCAAGUGAUCGUAACAACGCGCGCCAUCUAAGAUGCAGUCAGGCGGCGAAAACGAUGGGCUAGGUCUUCGUUAUCUGCUGUGUCAGUACCCCAUACGAAGCUGCAUUUUCCGUUAUUUAGACACGAGGAGCAUUCUCAAUCUGUGUCGAACCUCAUCGGCUUUUCGCGGAGAUAUUUACAGUUACCUUUGGGACAUCAAUGAGAAACUGGAACGCUUUUUCAGGAAUCCUACGGCUUUCCGGACCGCGCUUGGGCGCGCCGACGGCCUGAUAGCAGGUAGCUUCGCGCUGCAAUUCUUCGCCAACAGGUUCUGGCCUGAGUCGGACCUGGAUAUCAACCUUCGCGACGGUGAGGGGGUCGAAAUUUUGGGCAAGUAUUUGGUCGAGGCCGAAGGCUACGAGAUGGUCCGAAACCAAGACCUUGAAGUCAUCGACUACGAUCAAUUCAUCCGGCUGAGAGAUAUAGAGAAAAUCAUCACCUUCGCCAAAAGUAGGGACGGCAACGGCUCCUCACCGGAGCUCAAAGUGCAGCUGGUUGCUACUAAGAAUCACCCUAUAGUGGCUAUUCUAGGCACCUAUUAUACGUCGUGCAUCGUGAAUUUCAUCUCCUGGAACAAGGCUUACUGCAUAUUCCCUCGCGCGACGCUGCUCUACGGCGAAACGGUGCCGUUGACAGAGCCGUGCGACUACGACGUCGCGCUGCACAACAAGUAUUCAAAGCGCGGCUGGAGAGUGCGUACCCGUUCCGUGAACUUCAAACCAGGUAGCGCAAACCUCCUACGCGGGGAUCUUCAUCCACUUGGAACCUGUCUCAACGUGGACCGGCGCAUCGGCGGCAGCGAUACGUGGACGAUGAAGCUCGGCACUGCUGGUGUGGCGCCACCACCACAGCCGGAUUCGGUGCUCGACUACUCUAGCUUUUCCCUUUGGGUGACAGGGGGGGUGCAGUUAGACGAUCCUUUAGCAGAUGGCUGCAGGGUUACCAUUAACAUAGAGAUAUUCAAAUCACCGUCCUUGCGCUACCAGCACACAUAUGGCAGUCUUCGGCCAUUUUGGUCCUUUGUGGGCGACGUCUUGGUGGGGAAUCUACACGGGCAGCUGAAGACCAAGAUGAUUCGAAGUACAGCCGAAUCUAUAAUAUCUACAUCAUGGAGAGUCUGGGAUUGCGAAUUCGUAAAACCUGAUGGUUGGGAUUAUUGGGACGACUGGAUUCCUGAAGCAUUUGAAGCGUUCAACGCCACCUCAUGAACGUGGCUUGACCGAUGACCUUGAAACACCCUGGUCGCGGGCCUGGAAUCGUUUAAUAUAAUGAUUUUGCAUACUUUGUGCGUUGACAAGCCAUAAUUUAGGGGAUACUGUGUCAGAUGAAAGAUGGGAGUGCCACAAGGAUAUUCUGUCAACGAGACGAUUCUGAAUGGGUAGUUCCUUUUCUAGCAAAUUUGUACGUGAACCCUAUAGAGGUCUAGUACGACUGGAAUUCCAAAGAGCUAGCGGAUGGGAUU